UCGAUGUCGCCCGCCCACGCUACCUAACCUUGAGUCUUACAGAAUAGCUGUUAGAAGAGGCUGUAUAACAGCUGUGAUCCUCUACGCCCACUCAUUUCAUUCUUCGCUCUUUUAUUUUUUUUUUUUCCAGUCUCUUUUCAUUCCCUGGCCUCUCCACACGCCUGCAGUGCUUUAUCUUCAUACGUGGGACUGAGAGCUUGUGCGGCUCAGAUGGGAGGUGUAACUGCUGUGUGCUACAUGAACGCGCGUAGCCGUGCACGGAGGUGGGUAGUGUCGAGAAAGGAAUGCUGAACGGAGGCCGUGAGGGCCUGUUCGAGCAGGGCAGGCGCUUUCAACAGGAGGGAGACUCCAGGGCAGCUCUGCAGUGUUUCCUUAGCUGCCUGCUGGGUCUCACCCAUGUGCAGAGCUUUCACUCGCUGCCAAACUGCCUGCAUCAGAUUGCUGAACUCUUCAUCGAUGAGAGAAAUUAUGAGAAGGCACUGCAGUUCAUUCAGGCAGAGAAGAUGUUCUAUGAGGUGGCAUUGAUUGAACUCACCGCUCUACAAGGAAGCACAGCAGGCUCUCAGGAGGAAGGUACACUGGGUUCUCCAGGAUGGCUCUCCCAAGAGGAGUUAUCAGAACAAGCCUCACAGGGCCAGGAUCUUGAGAGGCUAGCCCAGCUCUGCAUCAUGAGUAAAAGACCCCAUCUUGCUUUAGAGUACAGCGGCAAGGCCACAAAAAUACAUCAACGAGCAUUUGGUAAUGAUCACCCAAUCACAGCCAGGAGCCUGGAGCUACUGGGCACAGUCUAUGCUGAGAUUGGCAAGACUGAAUACUCAGACUCAUUGGGUCAGUGUGUGUCAGCUCUGUCAAAAACAUUCUCUGCCCCAGGAGCAUACAACAAUACACUCAACGGUUUCACUCAUAACGAUAAAGAUUCUGAACACUGGCACAGAAAAGAUGCAUAUCCUCCAUCAGACACUUCAAAACCAAAGGUCAUUAACAGUAAAAUCCCCACCUCCAUCCUAAAGAGGACCAACAAGCCAUUCUCGACUCAUCGGCGGAAAACCGAGAGGCGUGUUCGUUUCACUGAACCAGAGACUACUGUUCAUGACAUUCCAUAUUAUGACUGUUUAGGAGGAUAUGACCCAUCUCAAAGCCGCCCUCACCUGGCCCUGCUUACAUGUCUGUUCCUGCUGCUCUCAGCAUUGGGUUUAGCUCUGUACUGCACACACCGCCGACGGCCCCACCGUGCCUGUGAGGAACUACAGGCAGCACUUGCUGUCUAUCUGCUGCGGUUCAAGCAAAUCCUGUGGGGCUGCUGGAUCUGGUUAACUAUGCAGUGACCACCACCAGACAGCCUGUGGCAUCAGUGUUUCUAUGCACUCACAUAAGUACAGAAAACCACACAAAGGCACAGAAAGACUUAUAGAUCAGAAUCAGGUUUCAUUAAAGACCACUGAAAUAAUGGGCACUUAAAGUAAGACCCUUUAUUUGAUGGUUUCCACACUGGGACUGAAAAAUGCCUUCAAAUACCACUCAUGAGAAGCAGUUAACUUUUGCACGCCAUCCACAGAUGGCAUUCUUAUGCCCUUUUUGACUUCAAUGGCAUAUCUUCAUUUUUACUGAAUAGCAGAUACAUUUCAAAUGUGUAUAUCUGUCUUUCAAUGCUUGUGGUUAGACCAUAUAUCUGUUUCUAAUGUCUGUUGCAACCUAUUUAAAAAAUACUCAUAGAAAUCAACAAAAUCUUAAUGUAGUAAAAUUAGGUUUAUAGUAAUUAUUAUUUAAAUUAGCAUACAAAGUUAGAUGUCACACUCAAUCACAUAGCUGCACCUUCUUACAUCUUUCUUUUUUUGUCUAUAUAGAAUGCAAAACUAUUAUUUAUUUCACUACUAUCCAAGAUACUUUGAAUAGUUACACAUGUAAAUAGAAAAUAUUAUGGAUGAAGUAAACCAUCUUAUUGUGCACAUUGUAUUUGAAUGUACCGUACAUAGAAUCAUGAAUAACACUCAGUUCUCAGUAUGUCAAUAUCAUAUGAUAGACUAUGAUGUAAAUUUAAGCACAACAUUUGCAUCUUUUACAGUUACUUAAAGAAAAAGUGAAACCAGACCGUUUCACAGUGUAGCCAGCCAUAUAUUCUGCCAAGUCAGAUUAACUUCAUAAAUCAAAGGGCAAGGGAAUUUUUUGUUUACAAAAAUCCUGAUGAAUAGAUUUGAAUUAUUUUUAUGUUUGUCAGUUGAUAUUUUUUUGAGAGAACCAGCUUGUGUAUAUAUACGAUAUCUCUAUUUAUUUGACUAUUUUUGUAUUUUUUCUGUUUACUUUUUCUAUAGUUAAUAAUUGUAGUUUUUGUUCAUUUUUUUAUUGAUCUCAGCAUCAGUGAUUUUAAGUAUAUUAUGUUUUACUUUGUUAGAGAAGAUUUUAAAACCAUUAAAUCCAGUGGUAUAUUUCCAGUUAAACCUAACUGAUAUGUUAAAAAAAAAGCACUCAGUAUAAACUAUGAUCAAAUGUUCAAGCAAUAAUUAGUUUUUUCUUUUAUCGUUAUGUAUGCCAGUAAAACUGAUCGAAUGUGCUGUAUUUUGAAAGAAAUGGAGAAACAAUGUAAUGGAUAAUGCAACAAUGAGAUGAAUGAAUGAAUGAACGAAUGAAUGAAUGAAUAGCUGGUUCCUACUUUCCUAUUGUUUGACAGAUAAAUUAUCCAUGUAACAAAACCUUUCUCAAAAAUGAUUGUAAAAAUACUAAAAUGCAGUGAUUGUGAAGUAUUAGACAAGGUACAUGUGAAUAUUUUCAGUGCAUGUGUCUAAUAUAAUCCCUUUUUAAGAUUGUGGGUUUUUAUAAUCUAUAACCAUUUGGUUCAAGCACACUAAUUGGGCCUUAUUAUCAUUCACUCAUUAUCAGCCCUUUAGCAUUUUUGGUCGUAAGAGUCCCUAAUAGAGAAUAAUGCUGGGCAUUAGUUGUGUUUUCACUUUUAUUUAUGUAGCUAAUGCUGUACUGUAUCACGCUAUUUAGUGAAAGGAGUUCUAGGGGCUGUACACAUUGUACUUUGAGAAACUGCACAGCAUGAGCAGUGGUACUUAGGAGAGAAUGUGCAACAAAUUCAUUACUUACUGUGAUAUGCAGAAAAUUCAAACACUGUGAGAUAUUUAAGGGAAAUGAAAGGCAGUCCAGGUCAUGUAAAGAAUUUGAAGCGUAAUUACACUGAGUGCAUUUUUGUACAUAAAUAAUGCAUCUAAAUCGAAACAAUUAGCAGCGCAUGAUUUUCCAUUGCAUAGCACAGCUUAAUACUGUACAAUGUAUACUGUUUGAAGAAAAAAAAUGAACCAACUGGUUUGUACUUGAAUUUCAACUCUUCAAGGCAAUAUAAAGCAAUGUUCACUUAAAAAGGGAAUUCAAUAUACUGUAGAUGAUUUGAUACUUUAAAAUCGUCCAGAGCACACGCUCUUGUUAAGUUCCUGCUUUGGUUCAGUUGGUUGUGUUUCCACUCCACUUUUCAUUAGUGACACUGUAUGAGAUUUAUAUUUAAUAGAAGUGCCUUUUUAAGGUUCUCUUUCCUCUCGGUUUGAAUCACACUGUAACAGGACAUCAAUAAAAGAUAUCGAUUAAACAAUA
Molecule: messenger RNA, 3585 nt
Organism: Silurus meridionalis
Lineage: Eukaryota; Metazoa; Chordata; Actinopteri; Siluriformes; Siluridae
Gene: c8h14orf180
Product: chromosome 8 C14orf180 homolog
Exons: 10
Coding region: 285-1325 (346 amino acids)
Biological process (GO): positive regulation of Golgi to plasma membrane protein transport
Cellular component (GO): trans-Golgi network; plasma membrane; transport vesicle
Molecular function (GO): connexin binding
Source: RefSeq, a predicted model, not a curated record